Messenger RNA from Aspergillus niger, 402 nucleotides. RefSeq lists its product as hypothetical. NCBI's taxonomy places the organism in Eukaryota, Fungi, Ascomycota, Eurotiomycetes, Eurotiales, Aspergillaceae. The coding region runs from base 1 to 402 and encodes 133 amino acids. The record is from RefSeq and is a predicted model, not a curated record. The transcript has 6 exons.
AUGGCCGACUGCGGUGACAAAUUGGUUUGGCUAAGCGGAUAUCCUGCCCCGGACUUUGGAUAUAUGGUCCUGAUGGGCGAGUGGUGUGAUUAUGAUGAGGGUGGUGAUGCUGGCAGACUUUCACGGUUACAUAGGGUGGAUUGGGCUAGUGGUGGAAACGGACCGGCCUCUUUGGUCUCAAGACUAGCCUUAUGGUUAGCUUCGUUGCGUUGUCCCCUCGCCAUCACAACUGUUCAGGAUGCAUCAUGGAUACCUGAGGAUCGAGGACUGGUGUGGGCUCAGACUUUCGUCUAUUAUAGGAGUCUCCUGAAAUAUCACCUUGGAAUAGUCGAUCGGGCGGAUAGAUUUCCACCAGCAUAUGAUGUGGCAAAACCUCCCGCCAGAGUUGUCCGCAAGGGAUAG